Messenger RNA from Monomorium pharaonis (pharaoh ant), 757 nucleotides. RefSeq names its product LYR motif-containing protein 4 (gene bcn92). Lineage: Eukaryota; Metazoa; Arthropoda; Insecta; Hymenoptera; Formicidae. The record is from RefSeq and is a predicted model, not a curated record. Gene Ontology annotation, biological process: iron-sulfur cluster assembly. The transcript has 2 exons. Gene Ontology annotation, cellular component: L-cysteine desulfurase complex; mitochondrion. The coding region runs from base 142 to 423 and encodes 93 amino acids.
UCAAAGGCCGGUACUUCGAUUAAACUACAUAUCAAUACUCCACAGUCCACAUAACCAUGUUGCCAAUGUUGCCAUGUGCAUAGUAGAGUCGUCAGCUGCAGUUCUGUUCAAAUUAUACUGACUUUUUAGUUUUUAUAAAUAAUGAAUCCUAGUCGAGACGCAAUUCUAAGCCUUUAUCGGAAUUUAAUCCGUGAAAGUAAAAACUGGAGCUCGUACAAUUACAGAAUGUAUGCUCUGCGAAAAAUACGACAUGAAUUCAAAGAAAACAAAGCAUUAGAAGAUGUAGAAAAGGUUAAGCAAUGUUACGCAAAAGGACAAGAAAUAUUGGCGAUGAUCAAGAGACAGGUCAUACUGGGCGAUCUCUAUGGCACUAAGCCCUUAGUAAUUGAAACCAAAGGCAAACUACAUGACACAGUAAAAUAGAAUCCAAUUGUAGUUUUUGCUUUAAUACUACGUCAUGUACUUUUGUCUACAGUUUACUUUCCAUUACAAGACAAACUUAAAUAUUAUAUAAAGAGAUACUAUAAUUCAGUGUAUAUCGUAUAUCAAAGACACAGUUUACAAAACUGUGAUUAUUUGAUUAUUUCUUCAUAUAUGGAUACAAAAGAAAUUCAGUAGUUCAUGCAAAAAGAUAUUUCAUUGACACGACUAAGUUAUAUUUGAAGUAUUUUUGUAUUUAUAUAUGUAUAUAUGAGUAUGAAAGACAUUGUAAAUGCUUUUCAAAUUGUUAGAAAAUAAAAUUUUGUUAAUACCGUGA